AUGUUAAAGAUACAGACAGGUCUCUAUGCGAUAUUUUGGAAUGAUAUCUUGGGACAAGUAAACAAAACUAGUGAAACUUUACAGAAUCCUAGAUUAGAUGUGAACACAACUGUUUUAGCACUGCAAUCGCUAAGAAGCUUCAUAGGAACAAAACGAGAUAGCUUUGAAGAAUAUGUUGUGAAAGUUGCAGACUUGGAUGAUUUUGUUGGGUACGACAGUGAAACACAGCGUAAGCGUAAAAUAAAUGUGCGUUUGUCCCCUCUUGACAGUGUCCAAACACCAGAAAUUAAGAUGAGCUCUUCAAACAAAUUUCGAAUUCAGAGUAUUCUUCCUGUAAUAGAUCAACUUGAAUCUUCAUUGCAACAAAGGCUUGAGGCAUAUGAAUUAGUUGAUAACCGUUUUGGGUUUUUUUCGUUUCUAAAAGAUGAGGAUGGAAAAAAUGAUGAAGUUAUAUCUCGGGAAAAAUGGAUGUACCAGCUUCUAAUCGAACAAAAUUUAAAAGAUUGUUUUCCUAAUAUUGAGGUAGCUUUAAGAAUGUACCUGUCACUUAUGGUCAUUAACAGCAGCGGAGAAAGAUCUUUUUCAAAAUUAAAGUUGAUCAAAAACCGUCACCGAACAUCCAUGACAGAAGAAAGGCUCAAUACAUUAGCUCUACUUAGCAUUGAGAGUGACAUUUUAAGGUAA
Messenger RNA from Aphis gossypii (cotton aphid), 684 nucleotides. RefSeq lists its product as uncharacterized. The transcript has 2 exons. Gene Ontology annotation, molecular function: protein dimerization activity. The coding region runs from base 1 to 684 and encodes 227 amino acids. The record is from RefSeq and is a predicted model, not a curated record. NCBI's taxonomy places the organism in Eukaryota, Metazoa, Arthropoda, Insecta, Hemiptera, Aphididae.